This is a messenger RNA of Octodon degus (degu), 9416 nucleotides long. RefSeq names its product AF4/FMR2 family member 1 (gene Aff1). The transcript has 19 exons. NCBI's taxonomy places the organism in Eukaryota, Metazoa, Chordata, Mammalia, Rodentia, Octodontidae. Gene Ontology annotation, cellular component: nucleus; super elongation complex. The coding region runs from base 1284 to 4712 and encodes 1142 amino acids. Gene Ontology annotation, biological process: regulation of gene expression. The record is from RefSeq and is a predicted model, not a curated record.
UUUUUAUUUUUUGGCAGAAACCAGGGAUUGAACUCAGAGUUUUAUUAUUAGCAGUAAAUGUUAAUUGUUUUUCUUGAAGAAACAAGUUCACUUUGUUCGUUUUUAAGGAAACAGCUAGCUGAUCCACGGAUUUGAACCGCUGCUCACGUGACUGUUGCAGUGCCGUUUGGCUCUCCCUGAUGACCUUUGACUUGACUCAGAUACAGGAGCCAGGGCCCCGCAGAACUUCAAAACGGCGCGGGGGUCAAGAUCAGUGAAAUACAUAGUAGUUCUGACCACAGCUUCAUUAAGGGCAUUUGUAAAGGAAAUGGCCUUUAAAAAAAAUAGUGAUAAUAACCUGCUCCUGUGUGGGGGUGAAGAGGGGGUGACUACUGGUUUCAUCUGUGGUCACUGCCCCGCUUGGUGCUCAGAUGCCAGGAGUCCUCACUACAACCGCCUCUGGUGUCGCGCACCCCCAGUGUCAUGUUAACACAGAGCAAAGGCAAAUACAGCCCUGUGUCGUUCUAAACAUAGCGCUGACCUCUGAGAAGGCCUUGGGGACUCCGAGGCAGCCUCUAGCCAGAAGCGUGGCGCCACCUCCCAGCACUGCAGCUUUCUUUGGUGCUGCCUUUACUGUCAGCGGCGGGCACUACUCCCGGGUGGGCCACCUCCUCCGGAGCCGGCACGACCCUGGCCGGCAUGCGACCCUGGCCGGCAUGCGGCGUCCACGGGGCGGGGUGCACGCCGCAGCCCUCAGGUUUCCACCCGCGGGCCCCUCCCUUGGACUGCUCUUCCUCCAGUACAGCUUGGGUGUCCUGCCUGAUCCUGGGGGUCCCAGUUUCCGUUGCACUUCUUCCAGUGCUGACUCUUCAGCGGUUUAAAUCCUGCUUUCGGUUUUAUGGUCAGUUCCUUCAUUACUUAUGGACUCAAACGGAUUGUUUUGCAUUGCGUGGUGCCUCAAAAUGAAGAGGUCUUGUACAGGUUGUCUCCUUGUAACGGAAUCAAAACUGAAAGCGAAGUGAAGCAAGUGUGACCCGGGUGACUAGUGUCCUGGCUGCGGCCUGGGCGCGAGCGGAGUGCGCAGUGGUUUCGCGGGCGGUCUCCGGGCUACAGCCGGUGCUGGGUGCUGGGUGCUCGGUGCUCCUUGCAGGGACCUGGGAGCCCCGCCCCGCCCCGCCCUCUAGGGCCGGGCUGUACCACCCACUUUCCUGCGGGGGAGCGCGCGGAGCGGGUCGAGCGGUGGCCGCGACUUCUGCAGGCCGCUGCGGCGGGAUCGCCCCCCUCCCCAACGCCCCGCGGGGCCGAUGGACGCGGGUCCCCAACUGCGCAGCUUGUACAAUGAAGACAGAAACUUGCUUCGAGUUAGAGAGAAGGAAAGACGCAACCAGGAAGCUCACCAAGAGGAAGAGGAGUUUCCUGAAGAGAUGCCCCUCUUUGGAGAGCCCUACAAGACAGCAAAAGGUGAUGAACUAUCUAGCCGAUUACAGAACAUGCUGGGGAACUAUGAAGAAAUGAAGGAAUUCCUGAGCAUUACUUCCUGUUCUCAGUGCCCGGAUGCUACGGACAAUCGGUUGGGGAAGCCAAGAUACCCUUUGCUUCCUGAGCGGGGGAGUGGCAUCCCAUCCAGCCCCUUCCAGACUGGAAUCCACCACCCACCCCUGCACAACACUUUCCCCAGGCCUUUGCCUGUGGACAGCAGCAGCCACCACUCAAAGAUGGUGCAGUCGAGAAAGGGCCCCAUGCCAGGCUCCCGUGCCAAGGGCUGCGGCCCACCAGACACACAGCACCUGACUCAGGACCGCCUUGCGCAGGAGGGCUCCACCUCCAGUCAGCACAAAAGGGGGGACCGCAGAGCCGACAGAGACCCCGGUGCCCCUGGGACGGGUGCUGCUCCAGCCAGUGACCUGUCUCCCUUCCUCUCCUCUCUGCCCUCCCCAGUGCUGCCCCUGUCACCUGUACAUUCCUCCCAGCCGGCUCCCCCCAAGACACAGGGAGGCAGCAAGGUACAGGGCGCUGGCAGCAGUGGUAAAGGCUGCUGCCCAACCAGGUCUCCCAAGGACCCGGUGAUGAAAGCCCAUGACAAGGAAGUCGCCCCGGACAGCAUGACAGCUGUGACCAGCCAUGGGGUCGGUCCCCAACCACCUCCUCAGACAUUUCCACCUCCCCCACUGCCCUCUAAAAGUGGGGCCUUACAGCAGAAGCCCACAGCCUAUGUGCGGCCCAUGGAUGGGCAGGAUCAGGCCCCCAGUGAGUCUCCAGAGCUGAAGCUGCAGAGCUUUGAGAGGGGGGACUCAAAAGCACCUCCAGAGGCCCGGCUCACCAAGCUGAAGAUGCCGCCCCUGCCUGUGGAGCAGACCUACUCCAGUGACAUCCACUGUGUUGAAGAGAUUCUGAAGGAAAUGACCCAUUCCUGGCCACCGCCUCUGACAGCAAUACACACGCCCAGCACAGCGGAGCCCUCCAAAUUUCCUUUCCCUACCAAGGAUUCUCAGCACAUUAGUUCUGCAACCCAAAACCAAAAACAGCAUGACGCGCCUCCAAAAACCCAGCCCAGGUCCCAGCAAGGAACAUCCAUGCUUGAAGAUGACCUUCAACUCAGUGACAGCGAGGACAGUGACAGCGAACAAACCCCAGAGAAGCCUCCUUCCUCAGCUGCACCUCCAAGUGCUGCACCGUUGUCGCUGCCCGAGCCCGUGGCCUCAGCACAUUCCAGCAGUGCAGAGUCGGAGAGCACCAGUGACUCCGAUAGCUCCUCCGACUCGGAGAGUGAGAGCAGCUCAAGUGACAGUGAGGAGAAUGAGCCCCGGGACGCCCCCACUGCAGAGCCUGAGCCUCCACCAACCAACAAAUGGCAGCUGGACAACUGGCUGAGCAAGGUGGGCCAGCCAGCCACAGCGCCCGAAGGCCUCGGCGGCGCCGAGUCUGCGCGCUGCAGGGCUCAGCAGGGUCAGGAUGACAGUGACCUCAGUGCUACCAGAGCCACAGGCCCUACACCUGUAGAACCCAAAGCCCCGCCCCUGAAGAGUUGCAGCAGAGUGCCCCGGGGCCCCGCCGAAGCCCCUCACGCCAGCAGGAGAGGCAGCCACAAAUCCCCAGUGCAGCAGGAGCUGCCACCCCGGCAGACUGUGGGGACCAAGCACCCCAAGAGGCCCACCAAGGCUUCGGCACCAGCCACAGCCACGGACACGAGGGCCAGCUCACAGAGGGACCGGGAGCCAGCCCAUGUCCUCUGCAACCCAAAAGACCCAACCUGCAAAGACAAGCCCAGGGUGAAGACGAAAGGCAGGCCGCGAGCUGGGGGCAACAGGGAACCUGGGCCCACCCCUCCAGCCCCUGGGGAAAAAGAGCAGCCUGUGAGCUGCGCUUCUGUGCCCGCUGAUAGCAGUGCACAGGCCCCAAGCCCUGAGCCCUUCGCGCCCGUCCCUCUGGCGCAGGUUCAGGCCCCUGCCCAGGGCAGCGGCAGGACUAGUGGCUGUCGGCAGGCCAUGGUGAUCCAGGAGGACAGCCACAAGGACACGCCACUGCCCCUGAGGCAUACCAGGGUGCUCUCACCAGUUAGGGACAUGCCUGUCCCCCACAGCCUGGUAGUGAAGAUAGCCCUGAACCUCAUCGCCAGGGUGCCCCAGCUGCCUGGGAAGGGGGGCCGCCCCAAGAAGCCAGAGGAGAAGCUGCCAUCUGCAGGGAAGAGGCAAGAGCUGGAGAAGAGGAGCUCAGACAGCCCUGUCAAGGGGGCCAGGAAGAGGAAGGGGGAAGCAGAGAGAGACUGCGACAGUAAGAAAACCAGACUAGAGAAAGAAGUCAAAUCACAGCCCUCUUUGUCUUCAUCCUCCCACAAAGAAUCUUCUAAAACAAAGACCCGCAAGCCCUCCUCAGAACCCUCAAAAAAGGAAAUGCUCCCCCCUCCACCUGUGUCGUCGUCCUCCACGUCGUCUUCCCAGAAGCCAGCCAAGUACACACAUAAGCGGUCACGGCGAGAAGCAGACCUCUGCCAGGACCCUCCCCAAAGUGCCAGUGCUCCCAAGAGCAGCCAUAGGGACCCCUCCGUUCCCAAGCACAGGAAAGCCCAGGGCAAGGGCUCCGCAGAACACAGGGGAUCUAGUGAUACUGCAAAUCCUUUUCCAGUGCCUUCUUUGCCAAAUGGUACCUCUAAACCAGGGAAGCCUCACGUGAAAGGCAACAAACAGCAAGCUGAUUUUCACAUGAAGGAGGCCAAAAAGUUGAAGUGCAAAGCAGAAUCAAUGACAGACAAGGUGGGAAAGGCCUUCAAGUACUUGGAUGCUCCAGGAGUGACUCAGUCACACCCUGCAACGGUGUUUCCCCACGUUGUGAACAGAAUCGUUCACCUGUGGUGUAGGGUGCAGAAGCUCAGAGUGCCUGUGCACGUGCUGAGCACAGGCGCACCGUCCCCCCUCUCCCCAGUGCCUUCUCCUGCCAGCUCUGCCGGGGCCCCACCAAGUGCUGGGGGCCUGGGGAGCAGCGGGGUGACCGCCACAGUCAGCACCCCUGUCACCAUCCAGAACAUGACCUCUUCCUACGUCACCAUCACAUCCCAUGUCCUUACCGCCUUUGAUCUCUGGGAACAGGCAGAAGCCCUCGCAAAGAAGAGCAAAGAAUUCUUUGCUCAGCUCAGCACAAAAACAUGCACCCUGGCCCUCAACAGCAGUUUGGCAGACCUGGUGCACUAUGCGAGACAGGGCUUUCAGUGGCUGAAACAAGCAACCAAAACACCUUAACAGAUGCCCAAGUUGGCUCAACGCCUUGGGAAUUAUUUUUGCACAUUGGAAGCCUCGGAACCAGUCUGGACAUUUGCCUCAAGGAGCUCUGUGGGAUGAUCCGGGAGCUUGUCUGCUUGCACCUCUGGCGAGCCAUGUGGCCAUCAUGUGGACACUGAGGCUAUGCAGAAGCAGGGACGGGUUCCACCUAGAGAUGGCCCUGCUUUCCCCAGUUGCAAACAGAGGCGCAGCGCCGCCAUCCAGGCACGCAGCUGGUCCGGGUCAUUUCCCUGGGUCCUUGUUUGUUUGUUCUUUACCAGUGGGAUGCAACUCUGUGAGCAAAUCCACAUCAUCUCUGUAGUCACACUAGUCCACUCCCAGAAGGAAAAAAAAAAUUAAUAUGAUUUUUGGUGAAGGGUUUUGUGGUUGAUUUCUUUUUUUUAAGUUUUGGGGAAGAUUUGUUUAGUGAAUUCUAAAGGCCAUCUGAGGGUCACCAUUGUAGCCUUUUCUGUCGGUAGGCAGUGGCUGUGAUAAUACGAAGUAUUGUCAUUCCUUAUAAAAUGCAAGGAAACCCCAUUGCCUGAUGGGCUGCACUCUCACCCCAGCUCAGAGGCCUCUGACUGCGCUGGGAGGUAGUGCAUGGGCCAGCUUCAAAUGCUUGUCCUCUGGGAACUUCACAUUUCUGUCCCCUCCUAGCUUCCAGGACAAGGACUUGGUGACAAGGCAGUCACCCUGGACUAUCUUCUGAAUUUCCUGUCUUGGGGAAGAAGAGUCAACAUGUAUACCCGACUGGGUGGCUAAAGUGCUAAGUGUCAGCACCACUGGAACCAAGGUGCUGGCUGGUGACCUGCAGCGGUGUGGUAGCUUGUGUGUGACCAACUCUUGAGUUUUGUCAGUGAACAGAGGAAAAUGAGAUCUUCUUAAGAGAGGCUAUAUUUUUCUGCUACAAAUUAUUUUAUAUUUAUGGCAAAGCUAAACUUUCUAAGCCUUUGAUUGACUAGAGGACGUUAACUCCCUGAGAGGAAGUGGAGAUUUGGGGGACUGAGUAGACUUUUUAAAAAUCGUCACCACAUGCCUUCACUGCAGCGUUCUCAGUGGCCCAGAUGUGGGGAGCAGAAAAGGAACUGUGGCCUCCCAAGUUCUCGCCAGGCUGUCUGGACCAGACCAGCUCCUUCAGAAUACUGGAAUACAGGACAUCCACAUCAGGGUUCCCACAUGCCCCCCACACAGGUUCUGUUCCUGGAGACUUUGAAGGUUCACAUGGGAAAUACUCUUCUGAGUGCAGUGUUUUUUAAAAAGCCAAUUCUUUUUGACCCCUUUUAGAAAAUAGGAUUUGCUCAUGUAUUACAUUUGAGUGUUAUCUCUAUAAUUAAUUGGUUAAUUUACUCCCCCUUCACCUCAUUCUGAGCCUCUGCACAUUUCCUUCUAAGCAUGUUUCAUCGUUUUGUAUUUAUUUGUGAAGAAGGGAGAGCCACCUUUAUUUAUCAUGAAGAGGUCUUCGGUGCCUGUGUUGAAUGUGCAAGUCUGUUGUGUGGUGCCCGUGUGAAGGGCCAGGUAGAGGGUGGUUUGUUUCACAUAGAGCUGUGCAUGUGACAUUGUCACCUGCCCUGGGUUAAAGCCAUAAAUGUCCAAACAGAAGGCCUUGAUGUGCAAUCCUGAUGAAGCAGCUUCUGUGUGGUUGCUGUAAUGCAAACUUGUGGUCUUUGUAAACUCUUAGCUUAAAAACCUUUUAGGUGAACAGUAAUUGCUCAGCAGGUUGUUUGCGUGGUGUUGUGUAUGUCUUGUGUGGCGGGGACACAGUGCCCAGAUUCCCCAUCUGCAGUCUGUUACCACUCUUUCGUUGCUCCCUUGGCUGUCCCCUCCCAGAUGAGGACGUCCUCCCUCAGUAAGCUGCCUGUCACUCCCUCAUACAGGGCGGCGCUCUGCAGACAGAGCACAUGCCCUCCCGCAAGCCACCCUGUGCCCUGGCCCAUGGCAUUUCUCAGCAGCUCUCAAAAAACACAUGGCUUUUUUCUUUGGCCUUAUUCCUUAUAGGAUUUUUCUAAGCUGUAUAUUUUUAUUGGUCCUUUAAAAAACUAACAGAUCUGGCUGAGUCAGUCUGUACUGCUUUAGUCACUGUGCGAUUCUGAUUCUUGAUUCCAACUCACUACACCUAAAGGGGAGCGGCUGGGGGUGCUUCACAUCCGUUGGUGUUUUUGCCGUUGCAGCUGUAUAUACAAAUCUGUAUAGGAUUUUUAAACCACUUGCACCUUUUCACUACAUGGUUAUAGUUCCCAGUGGCAGAAUUAUGCUGAGGUAGGGAGUAUGAGACAGUUGCUUUAUACUUAAUUCCUUGAGUGUACGGUAUUAUCAUAACAGUAGUAAUACCCACUUCCUGUUGAGACAGAGAAUAACUUGAGUAAAAGUAGAAUAAGUGUAGCCUUUGCUGUCUUGCCGUGACUGUGUGCGUGUGUGUGCACGCACAGGUGCACACACACAGUAAAAGACAGAAAAUCACUUUUGCUUUAAAAAGUGUUGAAUGAUUCUGCCCUUCUGGAGAUAAUUAAAAUGUGAAUUAGUGAAUUUAACCCUGCUAAAAACAUUGUUGGAGUAUACCACAUUAUACUUGGUUAAGGUGGUGAAAGCGUGGGCCCCUUCGUAGCCAUAUAGAAAAUAGGGGCCGGUGAGCCAGGGUUUGGGGGUUCACUGCAGAUGGCCGAGUGUAAAUGUGACUCCGAUGCUGUGAUUCCAAUAUUAAAUGAGAAAAGCAUCUUUAUUUUGUUUCGUUUUUUAACCAAAAGAAAUUUAUUUUAGAGAUCUGUUUUGGCCAGAAUGUGUAGCUAUUUCCCCCAACAGAUUGGACAUUUACCCUCUUGUUGUGUGUCUGGAUCUCAGGGUGUUCAGAACCUAAGAAAAGCUGCCUCCUCUGGCUGAAGCCUCACCUGAACUCCUCCCUCGCAUCCUGAUGGAGGGCCAGGAGCUUAUGCUCGUGUCCCGUGUGGUAACGCAGAAGUAAGCAGGGGCCACUGUGUCCUCUAAGCCGUUCUCUGCUGUACGCAACAGUAAGGCUGCUUGCACAAGCGUGUGUGCUGUGCCUUAGUUGACCAGACCUGAUUUUGAAAUAAUGCCUUUUCAUGUUUAGCCACAGCUUCAAGGGAUAUUACGAGAGUCUUACAUUUUUUACCCUUCUGCUUUAUAGAGUCUGAAGUAUGAUUGUUCAUCUUAAGGUAAAUGAGUAGGGCUUUUAUAAAUAUAUUCAAAACAUUCCCAUGGCUCCUACCACAUUUCUCUUUCCUAAUGAUUUAUAGUCCCCAGUACAACGAAAUGUUUGAAAAACUUUCACCAUUGCAUCCUUCUGUUACAGCUGUCUGGGUACCCAGGGAAGGGCCUCGCUGAGUCGGGGUGCACCACAGCUGUAGGUCGGCGCCCAAUCACGUGGUGCUGCUUCCCGUGUUGCUGGUGGGCCCAGUCUUCUGUGUUAGGACCCAAGUGGAAAGAAUGGACAUAAGGCUGGGGUUUCCUUCCAGCACGACAGGUGGAGGGUCCACCCUGUGAGCCAGGGACACAGCUGUGCUGCCUUCCUAGUGACUGAGAAUGUGCCCCAUAAAUUGUGAGCAUUGGCCAUUUCCUUAGUUCUCUCUGAUGAAUUGACAAGCGCCAUCAGCCAUUUUUCCUUAGGUAGCUGUAAAUUCCUUGCUGUUCUGGGGGAAUCAUACUAUAUCCUAUGCCCCUGUGCAUUGGACACCAGGUACUACAUCCUGUGGAGCAGAGUCCAUACCUCUGUUCUCCAAGGGCAGAUCAGAGAAGGGCAGGAAGUGCCUGCAUGUGCCUCAACUAGCUGGCGAGGCAGGGGAUCCGGGCCACUGGCAGGUCGCACUUCCUCUUCCUUCACCACUGAAGAAGGUAACUUGCUUGGUGUAAAGUAGAUUUAAGCAGUGCUCAGUGCUGGCAGUAUUAGUUCGCAUAUUGUUCAGGCCAUACUGUGUAUUGUUAAGAAGGCUGCACAUCCUUCCCUCAGAAACCAAACAUACAGUUCACCUUGGGGUGUGUGCAUGCAUGUGUGUGUGUGUGCGCACACGCAUGUGUGUGCGCAGGCGUGUUUCUCUGUGCGCACACGUGCACAUGAAUGCCUGUAACCCAAAUCUUUUUUCCUUUCCUGUGGCCCAAAUCUUUUUGUUUUCCUCUCCUGAAUGUGAUUAUGUUUUUGAUAAUACCUGUGCAGGGUUGCCUUUUUUAUUUAUUAUCAUAUAUAUUAUAUAUGUUUUGCUUUCUUAUACUUUAGAGGAAAGUAAAAUCUUGGUAUUAUUGAAAUGGUUUUUAAAGAAGUAAAUUGUCCAGUUGAUAAAUGAAAGUCCUGGGACAACAUGACGACAAUGAGCUCUCCUGCGUGGCUGUGAACCAGUGGCGCUGUUCCCCCGCAGGCAGCCGGGCUGUGCAGCACAGGUCGGGUGCUGCGUAUUGUACUGCUUCAGCAGCACAGCUUGACUUGGGGCUUCUGUGAGUACACCUUUGCUGUCUUGCGUAGUCCUUUGAAGGAGACGUAUGUGGUCUGUGAGAAUUAGAAUUUUUUUAGAAGAAAAAAAUUGCAAAAGAUCUUUCCAAAGAUACUGUGCCACAGAUCUUUUGUUCUCUGUAAUGAGGAUUAAAUGCUGUUUUUUAAAACAUGUAAUUGAUUUGUUCAUCUUCAAAUUCUUUUCACAAGCGAAUCGAGCUGUUACAAUAAAAUUAAUAAAACUUUAGAGAUAU